GAAGAAGCACCCUCAUCCUCUGCUUCCUGUUUCCUGUCUUAAGUGUGUGUCACAUUAACUUUGAAGACUGGAGCCUAAUAUCUGAAUAACGGUAACGUUUAUUUUUAAAAUGAUUUUGUCCAACCGGAUAAAGUUUUGUUCUCUGGCGUCCACCGCCUUUCGUUUGUACAGUAGCGGGACCGCGUCGGCUACUAAAAACCCAACGGUUUUCUUUGACAUUGCUGCGGACAACGAGCCGCUUGGCAGAGUAACCUUUGAGCUCAACGCGGAUGUUGUGCCAAAAACAGCAGAAAACUUCAGAGCCCUUUGCACAGGAGAAAAGGGCAUUGGAUACAAGGGAUCAAUCUUCCACAGAGUUAUUCCCCAAUUUAUGUGUCAGGGUGGCGACUUCACCAACCACAAUGGAACUGGAGGAAAGUCCAUCUACGGAUGGAAGUUUCCAGAUGAAAACUUCCAACUUAAGCACACUGGGCCUGGCAUCUUGUCCAUGGCCAACGCUGGACCCAACACCAACGGGUCCCAGUUUUUUAUCUGCACCACUAAAACUGAAUGGCUGGACGGCAAGCAUGUUGUGUUUGGCUGCGUGAAGGAAGGAAUGGAUGUGGUCAAGAAAGUGGAGUCCUACGGUUCAAGGUCCGGGCGACCCGCCAAAAGGAUCACCAUCACAGACUGUGGGGAGGUGGAGACUCCAGUGUGAGUGGAGGGUGCAGCCAUAUUCUCAUCUCCCGCUGUAGCCUGGACAGAAAACUCCUUUGUUCUUGGCAGGGUGCUACCUCUUUGGUGGAGGGAAAUGGAGAUAACUUGAUGUUUUUGUUCUCAUGUUGGAUCUCCAGUACUGUUAGAUUUUCUUCAGGUAAUAAUGAGCACACUUAAUUCUUGUGCUAAAAACUGUGAACUUCACUGCAUUUGUAAAAAAGAGAAAAGUGGCAUUGACUUGAAAAUGUAUUUUUCUCAUGAGAUGUUUUACUCUUAAACUGACUGAAAUAGUCAUGAAAAGAUUUGUAUACAUGUGUGUACAUCGCUUUAGGAGGCUUUUAUCACCAGCUGAUGAACAAGCUCGGUGUCGUCAUUCAGCCCCUCAAGAUGUUUUCAUUUGUCAAAUAUAAAGGGGAGAAGCUAUUGAACUUUUAACAGGAAAAAAUUAAUUGGAGAAUAUUUUUAUGUUGUACCAGCGGUAGUUUACACCACACCUAAUAAAAUACUCAAAGGCAAUGGCUAA
Molecule: messenger RNA, 1219 nt
Organism: Nothobranchius furzeri (turquoise killifish)
Lineage: Eukaryota; Metazoa; Chordata; Actinopteri; Cyprinodontiformes; Nothobranchiidae
Gene: ppifb
Product: peptidylprolyl isomerase Fb
Biological process (GO): protein peptidyl-prolyl isomerization; regulation of mitochondrial membrane permeability involved in programmed necrotic cell death; cellular response to hydrogen peroxide
Cellular component (GO): mitochondrion
Molecular function (GO): peptidyl-prolyl cis-trans isomerase activity
Source: RefSeq, a predicted model, not a curated record